This is a messenger RNA of Hypoxylon fragiforme, 3093 nucleotides long. Its product is annotated as dihydroxy-acid dehydratase. The record is from RefSeq and is a predicted model, not a curated record. The coding region runs from base 607 to 2457 and encodes 616 amino acids. Gene Ontology annotation, cellular component: mitochondrion. The transcript has 6 exons. Gene Ontology annotation, biological process: branched-chain amino acid biosynthetic process. Gene Ontology annotation, molecular function: dihydroxy-acid dehydratase activity. NCBI's taxonomy places the organism in Eukaryota, Fungi, Ascomycota, Sordariomycetes, Xylariales, Hypoxylaceae.
UGUCAUGCGUAAACUAUCUAACUUAGACACCUCCACAUCUCCCCCCUCCCGGCUUCGGCACCGACCCUCGCGAAGUUUUGGAGACGACCGAAACUGAACUCGGUUAAUGAACCAGGAGACAUGCCACCAAGCCACCAAGCAUUUUUGAGGAUAGGCGCAACGCUAGCCCAUACCCCAUGUCUGGGGUGGGAAAUAGAACGUUGUGGGUAUGCUAUGACGAUAAGUCAAGGUAAUCUCUUUUGCUACGAACCAGUCGUCUCUCGUGUAUUUGCAAACUGAGCUCCACACCCACAGGAACUUAACCACUGCAACUCCGCUCCGGCCCGGGCAUUAUCCCCCGUCUCCUCCAAAUCGUCGCUAUGAAAAUCUCCGAACCUCGAGACCGUCACAUACCCGAUUGGAUUUAUUUACGGCUUUACCCCGCAGUACUAUGAGAGUUGAAAAUAUACCUGCUCCAGUAUUUAAAACCGAAUUCAUCCUGUCUGCUUCAGAGAGACGAUCGAGGUAAAAUCCUCUUAUUCUGUAUAGGUAGCUGAAAAAAAACUAAAACCCUAUAGGUAGUCUCCCCAGUCAAGUCAAAAGAAAGAAAAGCCACCCAGACUCACUAUGAGUAAUACACCGGCGACGACAGGCUAUAGCUCUGGCCUCCUUGAUGAUCCCAAGGCAGACCCGCAAUAUAUCCAAUUCAAAUGCCUACCGCCCGGCGGCCCAUUGAAUCGCUGGUCUCACGAAGUCACGCGGGGGCAUGACUAUCCAGGAGCUCAGGCUAUGUUGUAUGGUGCUGGGGUGCCAAAUGAAGAGAUGAUGAAGAAUGCUCCCCAUGUUGGUAUUGCUACAGUGUGGUGGGAGGGUAAUCCUGUAUGCAAUCGACCUACACAUCUCCUUGAGUUUGGAAAGAUUGUGAAGAGGGCGGUAGAAAAGCAGAAGAUGCUAGGGUGGCAGUACAAUGCCGUGGGGGUUUCGGACGCUAUUACGAUGGGUAACGAAGGCAUGAGAUAUUCGCUUCAGUCCCGGGAUAUUAUUGCCGAUAGCAUCGAAACUGUCACUUGCGCACAGCACCACGACGCCAACAUUGCAAUCCCUGGCUGCGACAAGAAUAUGCCAGGUGUCGUCAUGGCUGCUGCACGCCACAAUAGGCCUUUCAUCAUGAUUUACGGCGGAGCCAUUCAAAAGGGGUACUCGGAACUGUUAGAGAGAGAUGUCAAUGUGAGCACCUGCUACGAGGCCUCGGGAGCAAUGACGUAUGGCAAGCUUCAUGCCAAGACGAACCCUGGAAUCGAGGGACGAACGCCGAGUGAUGUGAUGUCGGAUAUCGAGCAUCACUCAUGCCCAGGCGCAGGCGCCUGCGGUGGCAUGUACACAGCUAAUACGAUGGCAACGGCGUUAGAAGCGAUGGGGCUUACAUUGCCUGGAUCAUCGUCCUAUCCCGCCUUGUCUCCGGAAAAGUCCCGUGAGUGCGAACGGGCCGCCGAGGUUAUCAAAGUGACCAUGGAGAAAGACAUUCGUCCACGAGACCUUCUGACGAAAGAGUCAUUUGAGAAUGCUCUAGUUCUUACCAUGAUACUAGGUGGGUCAACUAAUGGUGUACUACAUUUCCUAGCCAUGGCAAACACAGCGGAAGUACCGUUGGCUCUCGAGGAUGUCGAUAGGGUCAGCAACAAGACCCCCUUCUUGGCAGAUCUAGCACCAAGCGGGAAAUACUUGAUGGAGGAUUUGUACAAGGUCGGCGGUACCCCAUCUGUGUUAAAGAUGCUUAUAGCGGCUGGUUUGAUCAAUGGCGAUAUUCCAACUGUCACGGGUCGCACGCUUGCAGAAAAUGUAGCCGACUGGCCAAGCUUGUCACCAGGCCAGAAGAUCAUCCGGCCACUUUCCGACCCCAUCAAAGAAACGGGACAUCUUCGAGUCCUCCGGGGGAAUUUUGCCCCAGAAGGUGCUGUUGCUAAGAUCACGGGUAAGGAGGGUCUAAGUUUCACAGGCAAGGCUCGAGUAUUCAACAAAGAACACGAACUCGACGAGGCCUUAUCGAAGGGCGCCAUCCCGCGAGAUGAGAAUUUAGUGCUCGUCGUUCGAUACGAAGGCCCACGAGGUGGACCGGGAAUGCCAGAACAACUGAGGGCAUCGGCAGCUAUCAUGGGUGCGGGACUAAAGAAUAUUGCGCUCGUUACAGACGGAAGAUAUAGCGGUGCCAGCCACGGCUUCAUUGUCGGUCAUGUGACGCCAGAAGCUGCCAGAGGUGGUCCCAUUGCAUUAGUCAAGGAUGGAGACACGAUUGUCAUUGAUGCUAUCAAGAACAGGAUAGACAUGACGAAUGUAAGUGAUGAGGAAUUACAGGAGAGAAGAAAAUUGUGGAAAGCUCCUCCGCCAAGGGCUAAGAGAGGUGUUCUGGCCAAAUAUGCAAGAUUGGUUGGGGAUGCUAGUCAUGGGGCCGUCACAGACCAAUGGGAGAGUGACUUUUAGUUCUCCAUUUUGGUGUGUAAGAGCACAGGAGUGGUGACGGAGCGGAGGUCCUUGUGCAAUGAGGCUGUCCAUGGUAGGUAGUUCAAAGCGUCUUUUUGGCCGGUUUGGUUGGAACAUCGUAGCUCUGUAAAAGACUAGGCAUGAUGUAGACAGCGAACGUAUGCCAAGACAGCGCAGGGAGCAAGAAUACCGCACUGAGGAUGAGCGAAGUUGAAGUGAACCCGCUCCUAUCGGGCUGGGAAAUAUGCCAUAGCAAGAGUGCUUCUAGAAAGACCUCCCCGGCUAUGAGUGUGUUGAAAGUUAACCGUCUCUUCUCGGCUACAGCCUCGGAGUUUGGAAUGCAUUGUAUGGUAGGAACAGUAAGAGCGAGGACGAGAACACCGUAGACCUGCCAGAGUAAAGCAGAACUUGGAGGCACAUUCACGAUACCGGAUUCAGGGUCAACAGCAAUGGCGAACGAGAGACACCAUUCUGGAUAUAAAACGAACGGAAGAGCUCCGACUAUGUUAAGAACAGCCUCGAUGAUUAGGCCAAGCUGGAACACACGUGUCAUGAUUUCGUUUUAUGAGAAGAGCACUUGAAGUAUGAUUAUAUAUCACGUAAAAAGUUGGAAGUUGUAGUUGUCGAGAAGGGAAG